Molecule: messenger RNA, 3372 nt
Organism: Mycotypha africana
Lineage: Eukaryota; Fungi; Mucoromycota; Mucoromycetes; Mucorales; Mycotyphaceae
Exons: 6
Coding region: 60-3149 (1029 amino acids)
Cellular component (GO): endoplasmic reticulum membrane
Source: RefSeq, a predicted model, not a curated record
AGCAGCAGCAGCAGCAGCAGCAGAAACAAACUGAUGCUUUGAAUAAUAAUGUCAAUGGUAUGGCUGAAACUUAUUUAUCAGAGCACGAAAGUGUUCAGAGAAGAGCAAAUAGUAGACAGAAACCAGUUUUCCAGAUAGAGCCAUCUGAUUAUGAGAAUAUCCAAGCGAUGUGGUCUUACGACAAUAUUGACCGGAGCAAGACUAUCACUAACCAUAAUGCAUAUGAAUCACAUACAUCUAUAUCACAGCAAGUUGAACGACAUUUAUUAGAUAUGGACCCAACCUUUGAUGACGUUGAAGAAAUUAAUUUUGAGGAUGACGACGAGGACUUUUUUAAUAACAGCGUAGGAGAAGACAACCUACCACCAUUCCGGCGGGAUAGUAUGGAUGAUAUCAUUAAGCGUAUUCGGCGUGAGUCCCAAGCCAACGCAACUGCAUCCACAUCCGCAGCCAUGAAGAGUAUGGAAUCGGAUAGAAACCAAUAUCAGAAAUACCAACGGCGGUCGAGGAUUUUUCUCCACGACGAUGAUGAAACCGAUGGAAGUACAGUCCAUGGGCAAACAGACAGUUUGGACCAGAAUAAUCAAUCAAAUGCUGCUGAAAAUGACAAUAACAACAAUGAAGAAAUGGAACUCCAGCCUCCUGCAGCAGCAAUAGCAGCUCCAAACGGACCAGACGAUGCAAUUGGUAUAUUGGAGGCAGUUGGCAUGAGAGGACGAUUUUACAUAUUAUUCCAAAAUUCAGGUCUAAUGCUCCUGCUUAUGAGUGUAUGCUUAGGCGUUGGCGUUUGGCUUCCUUAUAUUCUUGGUGUUUUGUUUAUCACAAUACGUCCUUGGACUGUACUUCAUUUACUUUUUAGUCAAUUGUAUUCGUUUGCAUAUACAUUUUCGAGCUAUCUAUAUCAUUAUUGGAUGAAAGUUUUCUCACAAGUGCAACCUAUAGAACAACAACUACCAGAUUGGUCACCGGUGAUUGUCCGUGCAAUUGUCAUAACUUCCACUCAAAUAGGAAAUAAUUUGUUUAGAUUCUUCACAAUCAACAAAGCUGACGAUUACAAAGCAUACUUGCUAAAUAGCACUAUUUCAUCUACAGCACCAGAAAUUUUGUUAAUGGAUCCCGCCUCUGUACAUACACAUAGACCUUCGUUAUGGGACGAUGUAAUUACCGUCUGGAAUUUCAUUAGUCCGUUACUCCUAUCUUUCUCUAAAGAUUACGUGCGGAUGCCAGCAGGCGAUACUGUCUUCGAUCGAGUAGGUUGUAUCUCCACAGGCUAUCUUAUACUGUGCAUCUUUGGAUCGCUUUAUCUGUCCCAGACACGGAGCGCUUAUGCGCGAAUAAGCCGUACGGCACGCACUGUGAUUGAACAGUUGGGUAUUUUCCUCAAGGUGUCUUUUUUCAUGUUAAUUGAAAUUACAAUUUUCCCCUUGUGCUGUGGUGUGCUGCUUGACUGCGUAUCGCUGUCUCUUUUCUAUACUAUUGAUGACCGAGCAGGGGCUGCUGGACAUCUGUUGGCUAUUCAUCGAAGAAUGACGUUUUUGAAAGAGAACUUGACUAGUUCCAUGUUUAUACACUGGGUAGUAGGCACUGGAUUUAUGUUUAUUUUUACGAAUAUGGUGACGUUUUGUAGAGAAGUAGUACGGCCGGGCAUCCUUUGGUUCAUUCGUGACCCUAAUGAUCCUCAAUUCAAUCCAAUCAAGGAGUUAGUAGAAAGACCGGUCUGGGCGCAGUUAAAGAAGAUAGGUGCUAGCGCUGUCUUAUAUGGUUUCAUCAUUGAAGUUGGCGUAGGCGGUUUAGUAGCCGCCAUAGGUGCCAUAUUUGAGGAUAUUUUACCUUUAAAAUGGAGCUAUACACAACCAUUGCUCAUUAUUCCAUUUGAUCUACUUAUCGUUAUGAUAGUGAUUCCAUCUAUGAUUGGCUAUUUUGAUCCUAAAAAGCUCAUCGAAAGCAUUAUGAUUCAAUGGACAACUUGGUUAUGCCGUCGACUUCGAUUAACCUCUUUCAUGUUGGGUGAUCGACCUACAGAAGAAGAAGGACAUAUUCAUUACAAGACAUGGCGUGCCUGGCUUAUACAACGACCAAAAUUGAAGUUUAUUGACACGAUUGGUGCGUUCGAGGAAACAGACGAUGCUGUCUUUGUCAACACUGGCCAACUCGUCCGCGCCCCGAAGCAUGAUGGUGUUCGUUUUGUGCCCGGCCGUCGAAUGCUCGUUCCAGUGGACCCUGUUUCAUUCGAAGCACUGGACCCUUUGGAAAGAGAGUUAGGUCAUCCUGCAGCCAAAAACAAGGAAGAGGAAGAAGCCAACACAACCAUCAUCUAUCUGCCUCCUUAUUUUAAAUUCAGAAUUACUGUUUUCAUAGCAGUAAUGUGGGUGUCUUGGAGUGCCCUAUUAUGCUAUUUUUUCGUGGGCCCAAUUGCAAUAGGAAGAUGGCUUUUUGUUUAUAUCGGUAUUGUAGCUGAAUCAGAUCGAAAAAUACAUGAUAUUUAUGCGUACUUCUUUGGCGUGAAUGCAAUCAUCCUCAUUGGAUACUCAGUCAAGAAAGUCAAGCAAUUUGUAUUGUCAGAUGAUCUAGGCGGAUCAGAAACUAUAUAUAGGUGUAUUCAAUGGUUAUUCAACUUCGCCGUUAUAUCGUUGUUACUGGGAGUUAUUCUUCCCAGUUUAUUGGGCAUCGUCUUUCAACUGUAUAUAAUUAUACCAUUGCAGAACUGGGGUGAUCAAAUACCCACAUUAAAUGUAUUCUUUGUUUGGAUGAAUGGAAUUGCUUGUCUCGCAUUAUUACAUGGUCUACUAUCAAUAGCACCGGCAAACGGCUUAAGUACAGCUUUAAAUAGAUUUCAGGGGAACGGUGUCUCGCAUCUCGAAUUGAAAAAAGAAUUCAAAGAACUGUUCGCACCAAUCAUACUUGUCUGUUUAGCAGCCAUAUUUUUACCGUACUCAAUAGUGAUUGCUAGAAACAAAUGCUCAGAACAUGACAUAGAAAGUCAGGUUAGAUAUGUACAGACCAUCUACCCUUUGACGCUUAUGUUAUUUGUCAGUUUCUAUAUUGGUUAUGGAUUCUUUAAGCUCGGUAAAAGUUGGAGUCAAACCGUCAGGGAGGAUCAUUAUUUGGUAGGAAGAAUACUUCACGAUUUUGAACAGCCGCAAAUUUGAUAGCUGCAAAGAAUAGAGUGGCCAGCUUCUGGGAUAUGCUUGUCGAUCAUUUGAUUACGUUUUCACGACGGUUAUUCAGUCGUGCUUAAUUUAUGUAUAUAGUAUAUAUAGAGUCAAUAUUGUACUAAACUAAUUUGCUUAUUAAAUUUUUUGGAAUAAAAUGAUUGCUGGGAAAUUGGUUGGGCUUUUUUGUUCACCUACUACUGCAAUAUUCAAAACGGUC